UAUUAUUUUCGAAACGUAGAUCAGGCAAUUAGUCGUUGAUUAAUUAGUUUCGAAUUAUCUUCGCGAAUAACGAGAAUCAUUAGAUUUCCGUUUAAUUUUGUUUGCUAAUAGACUCUUCGAACACGAUUCGAAAGACUAGUUACAUCAGCGUGAUUAUGGAAUAAUUUAAGAAGCUAUUACAGAUACAAUUACAUUGAGCGAUUAUAAAAUCAGUGAAAAUAAAGUACAUAGCGUAGCUAGUAAAAUAAAAUAGAAAAGAUAAAGAAAUUUUGCGGUCGAUUCUCGAAGUGAUCCGAAGAUAGAGAUUUUAUUAGCAAUGAUCUCAAUUUCGUUGACAUUAACCUGGAUAUCAUCCCUCGACGAUCAGGAACGCGCGGUGGUCGAUGAUCCAGAAUCCAUGAUAGGUACGAUCUCGGGCGUACGGUGUGCGUACGCGGGUACGCCAAUGAAAAUCUAUUGAAUCAACCUUGAUGUACCCUGAUUAUCCGAUGUACAUCUAGGUAUACGAUCGCGCGAUUAUCAAGUACAAUUUACUGGCAUUACUUGCACGAGACAGACUUUUGUUUUAUAAUAAAAUCACAGGUUACGCGCAAGAAUCCUGGUGAAAACGGACGAAUGAAGAUAUUUCGGUCGAUUGGAUCUAAUAGAACUUGGACGAAAAGUUAUUAUAAUCGUUUCUACGAGUAAUUCAGUUUCCGACUUAUACGACUCGUAGAUCUUAAUUGAUAUUUAGCGAGAAAAUUAAUAUGUAGAUACGCGUGUAUCUUAGAAUCGGUAAGCCGAUAAAUGAUCAUUACGAUCUAUUUUUCCAUCGCGUUUUAUCGACAUUUAUCGAGAUUGAUACGAAUCUGCGUUUAAUUAUUCUUUUUCGAUAACCGAUAAAAUGAAAUUUUGCUCGACGAUCACUGGAACUUUCCAAAUUCCUUCGAAUUCGCGAUAAAUCGAUAGAUAGAACGUAUAACAAUAACCUUUCCAACUACAUAUUGCCCGAUUACAUGGCGGAAGACUGUAGAAACAAUUGUACAUUUUCGUUUCUAUCGGUCUUUUCGAUUUGAUCGAUAACGCGUAUCUGUAAAAUACGCGACAGUAAACGGUUACGUGUACGAUCGUAUCUUCGAUCAUUGAAAUUACAUACUAAAUAAAGUUCAUUAAAUCGACGAUCUAAAGAUAACGCGUAUACACACACACAUAUUCGUGUAUAAUUAUUAUCAUUGGUUAUAAAUUCCGUUGCUACAUAGACACGAAAUGCCAAUACGAUGAAACGCGUUACGAUUCAUCAUUCUGUAAAUUAACAUGAUCGAUCGUGAAGAUUACUGGAGACGUUACAUGUACAGACUGUGCGUCUCCACGAUAACAGAUAACAGAUCAAUUGUUUUACCAACGAGUAAAAUAAACAAUGAUCGUCAUGGAUUUUCGUAACGAAAAAAGAAUCGCUUGUAACAGAUACUUCCUAUAUCCGACUAUAUCCAUCGACUAUAAUAUCUGAAAAAUUGAUCAUUCGAAUAGACAUUCGUGUUUGUCCUGACAGUAGAUUAUAUCCAAUAAUAUGUCCGCGUAAACUAAAUAUCGGCAAAUCACGUAGAUCGUUUAGCUGAAAAACGAGAAAUUUGCAUGAUCGUUAACAGAUUAGGUUGUUUUUUCUUGUCUAGACUACGUUUACCGAAAUGUUUCGAACACUUAUUCGCACUAACUUUUGGGUUUAGAAUGAUAAUUAUUCUUCUUGCCGUCAUACGUGCAGGGUAUUGUUUAGAGGGUUAUAUAACGUAUAUCGAUCGUUUACGAAAGAUCUUGAUCAUCGGGUACAUCGGGUUUUCGGUUUAUUUUCUUAAGCUGCAACGAUUCGUACGAACACGAAUACAAAUAAUAUGUAUAUUACGUUUAACGUAUAGAUACAGAUAAGUAAAUUAGUUAAAUAAACGAUAGGGAGUGAACGACGUUGAACUUAGAAAAGAAAAAUGCAAAAAUGCAAAUGUUUUCGAAUUCGUUUCGAUAAUCGCGUCUCCUUUACGUGGAAGCAGUUGAUCGGUUUGACGUAAAUCACGCGUUGUCGCGGAAAAAGAAGGUAAAUAUCGGCGUGCGAUCUACCGGUAACGUUGUACCACGGGAAAAGUGAACGAUUGUCGAUAGCGGGUACAGAGAGGGGAUAAAUUCGUGCAGCAGAGUUCAGGAACGAUACGGAAUACAUAGUAGAGUACAGCCGGGCGUACGGCGCGAAACACGCGAAGAACGGUGUAACGCGAAUGGUUAAAAUGAUAGGGUAACUCUCUCGACAAUUGUCCUCGAAACAGUAUUUCGAUACGAUCGAUCGAUAUUCUCGAUUAGAAUUUUUUCCGUCGAUCCUUUUACAACGCGUCGACCUUGUGACACUUCCUGUAACAGAAACACCUAUCGCGACCGUCGAGUCGUCGGUUUAUUUUUUAUUUCGAUUUAUCUAGAUUUUUCGCCUGGCGUGCAACACGUUCGAGCGCUUUCUAUUUUUUACCUUGAGUCGGUAAUUUCCGGUCGUGUUUUCUCGUUGCCGAGUACUCCUGACCAUCCGAAACACGGGACAAUAAGAAAUUUUUAUAGGUAUUUUUCUACCCGACGGAAUUAUUGUCGAUUCGCGAAGGAUCAGUGAAAAUUCGAGCAUAAUUCAGUGGGAAUGCGCGAAUCAGUGCAAACGUCCUGCAUCGCGUCUCUGUGAAACCGAAGGGAUCGGGGAGCAAGGAAAGCGGUACUAAAGGUUCGAGUAAGUUUCGACUUUGAUCGAAAUGCUUCGAAUAUUUUCUAUCUUCUAAUUAUUUUCUACCUUAUAAUUAUCGUACUAACUCGUUACUCGUAGAGCGAUAAGCAAAUUAUGCUUAUUUUGUUUCUGGAUUUCCCUACAUUUAUACGCUUUCAAAUUGUUUCGCGCUCGACAACCGAACGGCCUCGAUAACUAAUAAAAUGAAAUUUGCGAGUAACCAAUAUCCCGGGUUCUGCUAAAAUCGGCCUGGUUAAAUUUCUAAAUUCACUCUGCAAACUUUCCAAUUCUGAUUUUUACAAUAAUCCUAAUCGGCAAAGUUUCAAUUUCGAAAUUCAAACUGGCCCGAUUUUCUACGACUUCACGCGAGAACGUGAUCGAGUUACUACUACUCGAGAGGUCUUUGGCCGAAUUCGUCCGAUCUUAUCCGACCCUACUCGAUUCGAGCCUACAGCGUGGACACGCAUUCGGUAAUAUUCGAUAAUAUUCGAUAAUAUUCGAUAACUCGACCGCAUCCCUAAUGCGAUUGAAAUUUCGAUAUCGGUAAAUCGAUUUUUCAUUCGCGAAUAUUUGAUCGUUCGUUAUUGUUUCGAGCGUCGUUGACUAAACGAAAAAUGAAAUUAAUUGCUUGAGUGAAAGCAGUUUAAGCCAGGUUAAAUUAGAACAUACGAGGAAAAAAGUUGUUUUUGAUGCAACGUACUCCUCGACGGGACCAUUCUAUCCCUCGUUCCUUUCAUUUUUCUUUUUCACAGAUCACCGAUCACUUUGCGAAAGAACAAGUUACAGUCGAUCCAAAGUUAUAGCUAUCGCGUUACGCAAUGAUUUCUACCUAAACGUAUAGAGGCGCGAGUUGCAUUUCUAAUGAAAGCAAACACAGCAUACUCUAGGGGGUAUCGUGACAUACAUUUCACAAUAAAAUGGAAAUUGCAGAAACCGAUACCGGUUAGGCAUAACAAGACGAGGUAAAAGCGACGUACAUUGAUCGAUGAUACGCAUAAAAUAUCCACGAAGAUUCGUCGAAGUUUUGUCGACCUUUCUCAACCAGGCGGAACCGGUUAAAAACAUUAUUUUAACUAAUAUCGUUUAUAUUAUUGCAUCUCGGUUAGUAGAUACGCAAAAGGGUCCAAGAGUUUCUUCUCUUCGAUCUGGUAAUUGCUGUUUCAACCUAAAUUUCACCGGCCGUUGCAACGCAAUAUUUUUCUUCGAGUCUUAUCAAAACAUUUCAGAAGUAUGUCGCAUUUCCAUACGCGUUGCUUACCAAUUUACGCUGUACCUACGUUUGCAUACGUUUCACGAGCACAACGAGAUUGCCUAUACGAUUUCCUAGGUAAAGACACAACCGCGAUCACGAGUCGGCAGAUAAAGAAAUUGAUAGGUGAAAAAGGUGAAUAAAUUUGUUGUCACCGUUCUAAUCGUCGCUGAAGCGAAGCGCGUCGCGUCGCGUCGCGUCGCGUCGCGUCGCGUCGGAUAAAGUGAAUGGUAGACGAAUGAAAUAUUUGUUUAAUCGCACGGUGUAUAUUACUUUUCUUGUCGGUGUACGAAACAGGUAAUAAAUGAACGACCUACUUAUCUUGGUAUAACUUGGUAUAACUUGGUAUGAUCGGUUCAUGCGUUACGUACGUAAAAGAACACGCGUACAGAACCUUGUACGAGCGAAUUUCGAUCCUAUUUUAUCUCGUUAUUCGACCGAUUCGACCGGUUGCAGAUAGAAAUGAAAUAUCGAUAGGAAAACGGUCGCGUACUAUUAGAUAAGCAAUUAGGGUAUACCGUAGAAAAAUAACAUAAGAAAAUGUCUGCUUUCAAACAAUUUUCAUUACGUAUAAAGAUUUCUCGCCGUAUAGAGAGACAUUUUCGAAACAUUUACGUAUAAAGGAGGCGUGCAUGGUCGAGGAUAUUCCGCGUAUAAAGUUCUGCAGGAAAUAAGGAAGGAUCAAAGAAGGUCGAUAACGUGCCGAAGGCAACAUUUUCAAGGUACUGUCUCCACGAUUCCGCGCUUCUAUCCGACAAACGAUAAACGAUAAACGAUAAACGAUAAACGUUAAACGCGUUUGUUAGAACCGUUUAUAGGAUCGCCGAUAAUCGCUGUUUUUCUUUAUCAUUAUAUUUGACCACGCCGUUGAAAAACGGAAAGAAAUUUUUGGUAUUUUAAUCGGAAAACGUUUAACAAUCACAGGCUACGCAAUUUCUAAGAACAGAUCUUCCGUUUAUUCGUAUUUCUUCUUGCCGCAAUUUCUACCUAGUUGUCGUUGGUUCACGGAACCGAUCCAUCAAACGAAUUUUACUUACCGGAGGCUCUUCCUAACAAACUCGGACCGCAAUAGACAUUCUAAGAAGUAAAACGGCAGUAAAGACAAAAUACAAAGAAGAAAAGAUAAACGCGAGGAGAUCUAUAGUCUAUAUAGUAACGACAGCGCAGGCACGCGUAAACGACACGUACUCGCUGCCAUUGGUAGCUAAUAAUCGGUUUCUCGUUUCGAACAUUGGCAAAUUUACGACUUCCAACAUUCUCGAACUUUCGAAGCGGUCAAGCUCUCGGAUUCCCGACUUUCCAAACAAUUCUGUCGGAAAUCCGAAACUUGGAGAAACGAGUUCGCGAUGGGCCCAUUUACGUUUCCGGAUUCUUUUAACCGCUACAAGCGUUAGAAGAUCGCUAACGUGGUUUUCGUAUCGACUCGACUGUGGCACGACAGAGAAUACGCAUCGUACACGCGUGCGUUGCGUGUGUGUUAGACCGAUAAUCAACCGUGUGUCGCUACUUACAAUUAGUUGCAUUAUUGUUAACGGUGUCAUUGAAAUUAUCUUUGAAAAGGAAAAAAAAGAAAUAUACGUAGACGCGAACUCGUAUCUCGUAUUCCGACACACGUAAUCGUUAGCGUUACCGCAAUAAGAAAAUCUUCAAGAAAAAGAUAAAUUCUAAAUUUAUAGAAAGAUCAGCAGGAGAAUGCCUCUUCUGUACGGUGUAAAGCUGUAAAGCGCAGGUUAACGAAAUCGGACGGGAGUUUACGUGCUCUUCGGCGAGCACUCGAUCUACCCAUUACCGGUGCACAGCAUACAAUAACGAUUUAAUUAGUAGCUACUCGUAUGCGAUGUUCGACGAACAUCACUUAUCUCGUUGCCGGCUGUUCAUUCAUCUAUUCUCGAUCGAAAAGUUGAAUAGGAACGCAUAGAUUAGUCCAUCCACGUAGCUCACUGUAAUUUCGCCACUUGACUCGCCAACAAUUUUAUUGUGCCGACUGUGUAAUUCAAGUGCACGGUCACCGUAAUCGUAUGUUCAGUGUCGAACUACCUAUUCGACGUCUCUUUUGACCGUAUCUUCUUUCAUCGUUUAACCUCAUUAGUAUUCUUUCCCUACGCCGUUCCAUUCGUAGUCCGGCAACGUCUGAUCACCUGUUCCUUUUCAUUCACUUUUACGUUUUAUGCGUUCCGCUUGCGCGCGAAAAAAAGAAAAAGGAGCGACGAUCUUUCGGUCGAUUAAAAAAGUAUGUCCCUGUUCGUUACAGCGAACGGAGAUUCUUAUUUCACCGAGCCUCCAGUUUAAGGAUAGAGCUUCCGUACUUGCCUGCCGCUAGCAUUAACAGCAAAAGUCCGAAGUUAUGACAACAACUAAUGGCCUGAAGAAUGACCAAUCGUCGGAAGUGUUGUGGCAGAAGAUUCACACUGGUCAAGAUGAAGAUAUGAGAGUUUAUGGGUUCGAGAAGAACAAAUUUAAAAGUGUUCUGGUUUACGUGUCGUACGUGUUGACGGCUGGUUGGGUCAGACUCUUUUUCCAUUGGUACCCUCAGUUACACCUUUACGCGACUCACGACAAGUGUCCUUUGAGUCGCGCGACGAAAUUGCUCGUAACUGAUAAUUAUCAAGGGAAAUACAAGUCGUACUUCGUGAAAGAAGUGAAAACUAUUUCUACCAGGAACAUCAGCGCGCAACAACUAUCGAGAGAUCUGAACACGAACGACGAACAACUCGUGGAGAAGAUUCGAUGCAAGAGGUUGAAGAUCAAUUUAGAGAACGGUACGCAAUGCGAAGUAUUCGAGUACAAAGCGUUUUGGUGCAAAAAACAAUGUUACGUAUGGGACAUCACGCAAAACGCGUUCUCGAGAUUAAUAGGACUAGACAAAUAUACGUUAUGUUCGGAUCUUCAUUUGAACAGUAAUCAAGGACUCUCUAAAGAGGAACAAUGCCUCAGACGUAUCGUCUACGGGAACAACGAGAUUAUCGUUCCCGUACAAAGUAUAGGCGUAUUGCUUAUAUUGGAGGUUCUCAAUCCGUUUUACAUAUUUCAAGUUUUUACGCUGUGCGUAUGGUUCGCAGAGGGGUACUUAUAUUACACGGUAGCGAUCGUGUGCAUGUCGUUCUUCGGAAUCACGAGUUCCAUCAUACAAACCCGUAAGAAUCAGAUUAAUCUUCGUGGAACAGUCGCGUCGACGGAGACUGUUCGCGUGCACAGGAGUAAGAAAAUAUCGGAAAACAUAUCGAGCAGCGAAUUAGUACCAGGGGAUAUAAUAGAAUUACCGAAGCAUCAAGCUACUGUUAUUUGCGACGCGGUACUCUUAACGGGCCAGUGUAUAUUAAACGAAUCCAUGCUAACCGGGGAAUCGGUGCCGGUAACGAAAACUCCGUUACCCUCGCGCCACGUGUUGUACGAUUCGAAAGAAUGCUCCCAUCAUACCAUAUUCAGCGGCACCACCAUCAUUCAAACCAGAAGUUACAGCGACAGUCCGGUGUUAGCACGGGUCAUUCGAACAGGUUACCACACCAGCAAAGGGAGCCUCGUCGCGGCCAUUUUGUAUCCGCCACCGGCAGAUUUUAAAUUCGAUCAAGAUUCUUACAAGUUUAUCGGUAUAUUGGCGGUGAUCGCGACAUGCGGUUUCUUAUACACGAUCGUGACCAAGGCUUCUAGAGGAAUCACGGCCGACGAUAUAGCGAUAAAAGCCUUGGACAUAAUAACGAUAGUGAUUCCUCCAGCAUUGCCAGCAGCGAUGACAGUGGGAAAAUUGUACGCUCAAGCGCGGUUGAAAAGAGCAGAAAUAUAUUGUAUUAACAAUAGAGUGAUCAACGUAUCGGGCGGCAUAAAUUGCGUGUGCUUCGACAAGACCGGCACUUUAACCGAAGAUGGAUUGGACAUGUGGGGUAUUGUACCGUGUACCGACGGUCUUCUCGGCGAAUCGGAAAGGACCGUUCCUAAACUAAGCGGUCAUCCUCUAUUCGAGGGUAUGCUAGUUUGUCAUAGUUUAACUCUGAUCGACGGUGAACUCUGCGGGGACCCUUUAGACGUUAAGAUGUUCGAGAGUACCGGAUGGAUAUUAGAAGAAUCCGAGCCGGAGCAUUUAAACGAACACGAUCUCGUAACACCGACGAUAGCGAAACCAGGGAAAAAUAAGAACGGUGUCGCGGAAAACGCGAACGAAAUAUUUGAAAUCGGAAUAGUGCAGCAAUAUCAAUUCUCGAGUUCUCUGCAACGAAUGUCUGUGAUAGUACGCGUACUAGGCUCCGAAAUUUUCCGAGCUUACACGAAAGGAUCGCCCGAGAUGAUACUUAGUUUAAGCAAACCUGAAACUAUUCCGAAAGAUAUAAUGUUUUGCUUAAAACGCUAUACGGAACAGGGCUAUCGGGUCAUAGCCAUGGGACGAAAGGAAUUAUCGGAAAGUAACGCUAAGAUAGUGAAACUGCCUCGAGACGCGAUCGAACAGAAUCUCGAGUUCUUAGGUUUAGUAGUUAUGGAAAACAGAUUGAAAUUGCCGACUAUACCGGUCAUCCAGGAGCUAAGAGCCGCCGACAUGCAUGUCUUGAUGAUUACGGGGGACAACAUUCAGACUGCGGUGAGCGUCGCGAAAGAGUGUGGCAUUUUAUCGUCGCAAGAGUCUGUGAUAGACGUGACCGUCGUUAUGGAAGAGGAUAAGUCUCAGCCGAAGAUUUAUUUUAAUGCUCAACAGUUAUCCCCGAAGCUGAGCCUUCGCGAUAAAAGGAUAAAAAUACCGGAACUACACGAUAUAGAACGGAAUAUAGGUAGUAGGAAUUAUCGGUUCGCGUUGACGGGACAAUCGUGGCAGUUACUGCGCGAACAUUAUCCAGACAUCGUGGCUAAGAUCUGCGUUCGUGGAGCAAUAUUUGCCAGAAUGACUAGCGAUCAAAAGCAACAAUUAGUGUUGGAGCUGAUGCAACUCGGUUAUUACGUGGCCAUGUGCGGAGACGGUGCUAAUGACUGCGGUGCCCUGAGAGCGGCGCACACCGGUAUAUCUUUAUCCGAAGCAGAAUCCAGCGUUGCCAGCCCUUUCACGUCCAAGGUACCUGACAUAACUUGUGUUCCAAAAGUAAUGAAAGAAGGCCGCGCGGCCUUGGUCACGUCGUUCGGAAUUUUUAAAUUCAUGGUCACUUAUUCCCUUACAGAAUUCGUGUCCGUUAUUAUACUUUACUCGAUCGACUCGAAUUUGACGGAUCUAGAAUUCCUUUUUAUCGACAUCUGUCUGAUCGUUAACUUUGCCUCGUUCUUCGGGAAGACCAGAGCAUACGAAAAGAAAUUAGUAAAGAAACCUCCGAUGACUAGUCUAUUAAGUUUCACCACGAUAUUUUCUUUAACUGUUCAUAUGCUGAUAAUGACGAUCUUUCAAGCCGUUGCUUAUCACGCGGUUCGUUCUUUUCCUUGGUUUACUCCGUUCGUUCACGCGAAUAACGCCGAAGACGCCUGCUACGAAAACUAUUCCGUUUAUUGUGUCUCGAUGUUUCAAUACAUAACAAUGGCCAUAAUAUUUUCCCGUGGGAAACCGUACCGAAAACCUGUUUACUCGAACAUCGCGUUCGUAUUUUCCAUUAUUCUCAUGACAAUCGUCUGCGCCUAUAUCACCGUUUAUCCAGCACACUGGAUAAUAAACACGCUAAAAUUGCGUCUGCCUCCGUCUUACCAUUGGAGUAUUAUCAUUUUGGCGCUUGCCUUAGCCAACUUUCUUACUUGUCUCUUCGUCGAAACGUUCAUAAUAGAAUAUAUCAUCGAGAAAAAGUUUAGAUCGCGAUUUUAUAGGCCCGAGAAGUCCAAGAAGGAAUAUUUCAAAGUAGAAUACCAAUUGAAAAAUGAUUUCGGUUGGCCACCGCUCAGUAACGAAUUACCGAUUUUGCCCUUAACACCGAGCAUAGAGAACAUCAUGAACGUUAAAUAUCCGGAAGAACAGUCCAAAAACGAUUUCAACGAUAAAGUCGAACGAAAUAAGGAAAACAAUGGAUUAUACGCGUUUGAUAAUUAUACCUUCGAAGACGACGAAUUGACAAAAAACACAAACAUGAUAACUAGAUUUUAACUACUUUGUACUUUGACAACGCUGUAUCCGUUAUUGUCGAUUAACGAUACACCAGUAUUUCUCAACAAAGUAUUAUGACAUACUUAUAAAACUGUGAAAAAUAUCAUAAUGUAAAAUGUAAACGCACAAAAAUGCAAGGUGCGCGAUAUCAUAUAUCGAGCACCGUCAAACAGUGUAAUCUACCCGUAUUGACAAUUCU
This is a messenger RNA of Megachile rotundata (alfalfa leafcutting bee), 10207 nucleotides long. Its product is annotated as polyamine-transporting ATPase 13A3. Gene Ontology annotation, cellular component: membrane. Gene Ontology annotation, molecular function: polyamine transmembrane transporter activity; ATP hydrolysis activity; ATPase-coupled monoatomic cation transmembrane transporter activity. Lineage: Eukaryota; Metazoa; Arthropoda; Insecta; Hymenoptera; Megachilidae. Gene Ontology annotation, biological process: polyamine transmembrane transport; intracellular calcium ion homeostasis. The record is from RefSeq and is a predicted model, not a curated record.